This is a messenger RNA of Schistosoma turkestanicum, 303 nucleotides long. The record is from the annotation of a GenBank genome assembly. NCBI's taxonomy places the organism in Eukaryota, Metazoa, Platyhelminthes, Trematoda, Strigeidida, Schistosomatidae.
AUGGAACGCGAUCUUUACCCUCGUCAGUGGGGACGUGGUCCUGUUUCGAUGGAACGUAAAAAACUUGUCGCCCAAGGUUUGCUGAAGAAGUUCGCAAAACCCGGCAAUGCACCGAAUACUCCGAACUCUGCUGGACUCAAAACAAAAGUGGAAAUGGAUGAAUCUGUUGAUAGUGCAACACGACGGAUCAAAGCGUCGAAUACUCCCGAAUCGAGUGACGAUGAGAUAACAAGACACAGUUCAAUCUCGGUGGCUGGACAUGAUAUGGAAACUGAAGAAUUAUCGACAAGUGAAAGUGAAUAA